AUGAGCACAUCGGCAAUGCAUCCUGCUCCCGCGCCAGCACCCCAUCCCGCGAGCACAGCGACACCCCAUCCGGCUCCCGCGCCAGCACCCCAUCCCCCCAGCGCACCGCGUCCUACCAGCACAUCGACAAUGCAUCCUGCUCACGCGCCAGCACCGCAUCCCACGAGCACAUCGACACCACACCCCGCUCGCGCGCCGACAGCGCAUCCCGCUAGCAGGUUACCCCCGCCACAGCCCGAGCAGCGAUACCAGACUCCGCCCGAGUAUGAUGAAUACCCGCCACCGGCGACACCACCAGAGGGCAACUUCCAGACCGCGCUAGGCAACAGCACCUUCCUGCCGCACGAUCCCACCAACCCCCGAGACAUCGAGCAUGAGCAGUACAAGGCCGAGCAGGCGAAGCAGCACGAGCUGCAACGCCAAAUGGAGGAGAUACGCCAGAACCCGAUGGAUGCGAGGAACGGGCCGCAUUCGCAGUUGGAUCUGCUAAAGAGACAGCGGGAGUCGAUGCUCACCGAGGCAAACCAGAGAUACGAGUGGUCUGGACGACACGCGGCCGGGGAGGGACACACCGGCGUGAUGGACCAAGCCGACCUGCGGAUGGCGGCGUUGCCCGCGUUGGAUGACAGGAUCGGCAGAGCACAAUUCGCAAUCGAUCACCCCCUACCCCCGCCGAGAGAUCAUGAAAUGGAUGAGGAUCCCGCAGGCGGAGUGGAGCCUCACAUCAACAAUCGGCACGGUGGAGACUUUGAGCAUGGUGAGGACGAGCAGCAUUAUUCUCAGGCAGAUAUGGACCACAUGGGCCACCAGGGGAUUGACCACGAAGGGUAUCCGGACCACGAUUAUGAGGACCAUGGGGACAUGGGCGACGAGGAGGGGUUUGGGUAUGAGGAGGGACACGAUGGCGGUUAUGACGAGGAUCUCUUUGGGACGGGUCAUCCGCAUCAGCAUGGGCUGGAUGACUUUGAGGAUCACGGUGUGCAUUAA
This is a messenger RNA of Fonsecaea pedrosoi CBS 271.37, 987 nucleotides long. RefSeq lists its product as uncharacterized. The transcript is spliced from 3 exons. Lineage: Eukaryota; Fungi; Ascomycota; Eurotiomycetes; Chaetothyriales; Herpotrichiellaceae. The record is from RefSeq and is a predicted model, not a curated record. Bases 1 to 987 code for a protein of 328 amino acids.